Cladophialophora bantiana CBS 173.52 is the source of this 609-nucleotide messenger RNA. RefSeq lists its product as uncharacterized. Gene Ontology annotation, cellular component: mediator complex. Bases 1 to 609 code for a protein of 202 amino acids. Gene Ontology annotation, biological process: regulation of transcription by RNA polymerase II. Gene Ontology annotation, molecular function: transcription coregulator activity. NCBI's taxonomy places the organism in Eukaryota, Fungi, Ascomycota, Eurotiomycetes, Chaetothyriales, Herpotrichiellaceae. The transcript has a single exon. The record is from RefSeq and is a predicted model, not a curated record.
AUGGAGUCGACAACCAAAAGAGAGGCUGUCUCGGACGCCGUGCCGUCUGCCAAAUUCUUACAAGGUAUGCGCACGUCGAACUGGGCAAGUAUCAUUGGCCCCCAGGCGGUCUUGUUCCCACUACUGCUCCCAGUCGCCUCGAUCCAAUGGAUGUUCGUGGACUUGAAAUGCUUCAACAGAGUUCUGACAGCUGCCCUCCACCCAGCCCGCAUUACUGCCCUCUCAACCACGCUGAUCAAGAGGCUUGAGAACAUCCUCGCCGCGGCCCUCGACGAUACAGCUGGGCAAACUGCCGCCGGUACGGGCAAUCCUCCAGCCCCGCCAUCACUGAUAGACACGGCCGUGCAACAAUUUCAACUCGAGGUCGAGUCGACAGCCAUCGUCCGCGCGGCAGAGGAGAUCAUGAUGCUCACGCGGACAAUGAAGGAGAUCUGGCUCUUUGGCGGACUGGACACUCUCGCUGGGGACCACGAUGGCCGGGAUCGCAAUGGACAGGACGAGGCAGCAAGAAGAAAGAUGGAGGAAGAUGUCAAGGUGGUGGAAGCGGGAUUCAAGAAGUUUCUGGAGAAGUACGAGACGACGCUCGAUCUAAGCGACACCCAAGAGUAA